GAUCAGCUUGUGUUGGUUUAUUUUUAUUUAAUUAGAAAAUACAGAAAUAAAUUUUACCUGGGACUCUGCCGUGUUUUGAAGUGCAAUUUGUAGUUUCACCUUUAUGGUGGCUUAUAUUGUGAUACCACUUCUUGAUGUGAAAUUCAGUGUUUCGUAAAUUGUGCUUGAUAAUAAAUAAAAAUAAUUUCGUUUUCUGAAAUAGUAAAACGAAUAAACCGGAUUGAAAGGUGUUCCUGGUAGCGUGUCAAAAACAUAAUCUUGUGAGAUAUAAAAUAUAACGUCAAAAAAAUAUAUCGACUCAAAGUUUCACAAAUUGAAAAUAAUAUAACAAAAUCGAUAUUUUGUUUGAAAAAAAAAAAAAAACGACUCCACGCAACUUUUGUUCAUCGAGUAUCAAGGAGUGCCGUGCUACGGGUGAUUUGCCAUCAGUCUCCAACGAAAACCCAUAGACUUGAGGCUUCAUUGCCAGUCCGAAGACCAUGUCCUUAGCAGAAGCACCAUCCGACAACGAACAGUUAAAAAACGACCGCGUCGAAGACAACAGUGUGAACAACAAAAGCGACGGCAAAAAAAACGACGUUAGUAAAAGCGGGCGGCAGAUGUCAGAUUCUUACAUGUGGAAAGAGCAGAUCCACACUCUGAUGAAGGGCGGAGAGAGCGAGUCCGAUAUAUCGGACUCCGAGCACUUCCUCACCAAGGGCGCCUUCCUUCUCACUCCCUCCCAUGGCCUCAGCAUGGAGAAAGCUUCGACCAUCUGCGAGAAGAUGGAGUUUAAGGGAUGCUUCUCUCUGACGAAGACGGCUACAGGCAUCCUCUUCAAAUUCUCCAGCGUUGACGACUACCAGAUGGUCUUCAAGAAGGGCUUCCAUAAGGUCACCGGGUCCAGGUUCUACAGAAAGAUCGCAAUCCCGUGCAGACCACAGAAGACAUUUACGAUCUACGUUUACGACGUCCCGGACGAGGUGCCGGAGGAGGACGUCAGGCACGCGCUGUACAAGUUCGGCUCUGUGGUGGAAGUCGUCCGUCUGCAUUUUUCUGGUUCGCCCCGCGACGGUAAUACUGGUACUUCCACUCCGAAGCCCAUAGACAAGACUCCUCCCCGCGCGCUGACCACCAUAGACGGCGAGCUGGUCAGCAGCAUGAUCCCCAAGGAAGCCACCAGCCUCAUCCGCGUCACCCUGGCUAACAUCGAGGAAGCUAACAUUCUUCUCCAAAACGGACUAGACUUCUACGGAGCUACAUACUUCCCGACGGAACUGUCCACGCCCGCGCAAGCAGCCAAAUUGAUUAAGCCAAGCAGAGUAACUGGAGGCACGGUGUCAGCGAGGGUUCGGGAUCUGCUCCCAGUGUUCGACCAGCAAGGGUUCGCCAAGUUCGCCCCUCCCUCUUCCAGACUCGUCAAGCCAAGGUCCAAAUAGAGACCUUCAAAAUGUACCUCAUUGUACACCUAAUGGCAAUCGAAACUUCGACUUCGUGAUCUGAUUUUGCCUACAUUAAGGAUAUAAAUUUUAUUUGCUCUAUUCCUCCGACAAUUAAUGAGCUGGCAUCUUUAUACAUUGGAUCUUCAAUCGUCGUCAAAUUAUGUAUAUCUAGCCAUAACCUUUCAAUAUAUCUAUCUUUAAGUGGAUACUUACAAUUUCUUCAAUAAAUAACACAAAUUCUUGGACUUCAUAAAAUUCACCAAACAUCGAUGGCAGUACACCAGACAGAUCUAAAACUUCACGUAACCUUGUCAUUUUGAGAUUUCUUAAAGUGAUAACUCCAACGGACUUGUACUUAGGACUUGAUCUUACGAUGUAACAUCAUUUAAUCGACAACACUACUCUGAAAAGUGGAUCACACAAAUUUAUAUACUGUUAGUCCAAUAAUAGAACUAAUAUUACGUUAGGCCAGUCACACAUGGUAGUAGGUAUAACUUUUUUCAUCAUGCCCAUUGUCGCUUUUUGUUUUGUUUCUGUACCAAAUGCAUUUAUUUUUAGUUAAAAGUUAAUGACUAAUCAAAUGUGCCAUCUAAAUAUUUUCAUAGACAUAUAUUUCGUAUCAUCAUUUUGUUACAAUAAAAUAAUAAGAUUAAAAUUACAUUGUUUGAGUUUC
Molecule: messenger RNA, 2094 nt
Organism: Plodia interpunctella (Indianmeal moth)
Lineage: Eukaryota; Metazoa; Arthropoda; Insecta; Lepidoptera; Pyralidae
Exons: 5
Coding region: 480-1418 (312 amino acids)
Molecular function (GO): nucleic acid binding
Source: RefSeq, a predicted model, not a curated record